CUCCGUCCCGCGCGACCUGGGCGGCCGCACCCAUGACUCCGCCCUGCGCGCGGAGCUGCAGCCAUGGCUGUCACCGCCGAGGGCGCCCGCAGGAAGGAGCGCAUCCUCUGCCUGUUCGACGUGGACGGGACCCUCACGCCGGCUCGCCAGAAAAUUGACCCUGAGGUGUCAGCCUUCCUGCAGAAGCUACGAAGUAGGGUGCAGAUUGGUGUGGUGGGCGGCUCUGACUACUCUAAGAUUGCUGAGCAACUGGGUGAUGGCGAUGAAGUCAUUGAGAAGUUUGAUUACGUGUUUGCUGAGAACGGGACGGUACAGUACAAGCAUGGGCAGCUGCUCUCCAAGCAGACCAUCCAGAAUCAUCUGGGGGAGGAACUGCUGCAGGACUUGAUCAACUACUGCCUCAGCUACAUGGCCCUGCUCAGGCUGCCCAAGAAACGUGGAACCUUCAUCGAGUUCCGGAAUGGCAUGUUGAACAUCUCACCCAUCGGCCGCAGCUGCACCCUGGAGGAACGGCUCGAGUUCUCCGAACUGGACAAGAAGGAGAAGAUCCGGGAGAAAUUCGUGGAAGCCUUAAAGACAGAGUUUGCCGGCAAGGGACUGAGGUUCUCUAGAGGAGGCAUGAUCAGCUUCGACGUCUUCCCCGAGGGCUGGGACAAGCGCUACUGCCUGGACAGCCUGGACCAGGACAGCUUUGACAUCAUUCACUUCUUUGGGAAUGAGACCAGCCCUGGUGGGAAUGACUUUGAGAUCUAUGCCGACCCCCGGACUGUCGGCCACAGCGUGGUAUCCCCUCAAGACACAGUUCAGCGAUGCCGAGAGAUCUUCUUCCCGGAGACGGCCCACGAGGCCUGACCAGGGCCCGUGCCAGAGCAUCAUAGCGUCCAAGAGCUCUGCCCUGGCCGAAAGAAACACCCGUGGGUGCCAGCACCCCUCCUCCUCUGUGGCCCCGUGUGGCCCACUGUAAGGUCCACUCACACGGGACCAGGGUCUGUGCAGUGACCAUCCCAAGACAGCUUCCUGAGUGGAUUCCGCCCUCCACCCCACAGCCCCGCCCGGGGCAUGGCUGCUGCUGGCACUUGAGCGAGCAGGGCCGCCCCGUCUCCCCUGCAGGGAGGUGCCUGUGCCAGUCCCGCAAGGAGCCCGCCGCGCCAGGCUCCAGGAGCAGUGUGGCAAGGCAGGGGCCCAUCGCCGAGGACUUUAUGAUAUUAAAGUUCCCAGGACAAGA
Dipodomys spectabilis (banner-tailed kangaroo rat) is the source of this 1225-nucleotide messenger RNA. It is a transcript of the gene Pmm1, whose product is annotated as phosphomannomutase 1. The transcript is spliced from 8 exons. Gene Ontology annotation, cellular component: cytosol. Gene Ontology annotation, molecular function: phosphomannomutase activity. Gene Ontology annotation, biological process: mannose metabolic process; protein N-linked glycosylation; GDP-mannose biosynthetic process. The record is from RefSeq and is a predicted model, not a curated record. The coding region runs from base 64 to 852 and encodes 262 amino acids. Lineage: Eukaryota; Metazoa; Chordata; Mammalia; Rodentia; Heteromyidae.